AUGCCUGCUGCACGUGGGAAAUCCAAGUCCAAGGCACCAGUCACAUUUGGGGAUUUGGCCAUCUACUUCUCCCAGGAGGAGUGGGAAUGGCUGAGCCCCAUUCAGAAGGAUCUGUAUGAAGAUGUCAUGUUGGAAAACUACCAGAACUUGGUUUCUCUCGGACUUUCCUUUCGGAGGCCAAAUGUGAUCACCUUAUUGGAAAAAGGGAAAGCACCCUGGAUGGUGGAGCCAGUGAAAAGACGCCGGGGCUUGGACUUAGGGUCUAAAUGGGAGACCAAGAAGUUAUCUCCAUAUCAGUGCAACAAAUCUGGGCAAAGCAUCUAUCAGAAAGCAGUUUCUGCACCACAAAAAGUUCCCACAGGAAAGAGAGGCUGCAAGAAAAAUUCAGUCCUAAUAAAACCCAAGAAAGUGCAUUCAAAGAAGAAAUCUCUAAAAUGUAACGACUGUGGGAAAUUCUUUAGUCAAAGCUUAUCUCUUAAACUUCAUCAGAACUCUCAUACUGGAGAGAAGCCUUAUGAAUGCAGUAGUUGUAGAAAAGCUUUCAGACAGAUCUCAUCCCUUAUUCUUCAUCAGAAAAUUCACAAUGGAAGGAAAAGCUAUGAAUGUGAUAAAUGUGGGGAAAGCUUCAUUCAAAGAACAACCCUUAUUUUACAUGGGAGAAGUCACAAGGAAAAGGAAAUCUUUGACUGUGGGAAGGCCUUGAGUCAAUGCCAAUCUCUCAGUAUACAUCAGAAAAUCCACCUUGUUCAAAAUGUCUACCAGUGCAGAAAAUGUGAGAAAGCCUUCAUUCGAAUGUCAUCUUUUUUACUUCAUAAGAAAACUCACAAUGGAAAGAAAAUACAUAAAUGCAAUAAAUGUGGGAGAGGCUUCAGUAAGAAAUCAGUCCUUGUUAUACAUAAAAGAAUUCAUACUGGAGAGAAAACCCAUGAAAGUGAGAAGGCCUUAAGUCAGAGUUUACAGCAGCAAAGUCACCAUAUAGAGAAUCCUUACAAAUGCAGAAAAUGUGGGAAAUCCUUUAAUAGGAUUUCAUCCAUUAUGCUUCAUCAGAGAAUUCACGCUUCAAAGAAACCCUACAAAUGUGAUAAAUGUGAGAAGAUCUUCAUGCGGCUUUCAACCCUUACUCUACAUAUAAGAAUUCAUAAUAGAGAGAAACUGUACAGAUGUAAUAAAUGUGAGAAGGUCUGCAACCGGCAUUCAUCCCUUAUUCAACAUCAGAAAGUUCAUACAAAGAAAAAGAAAUUGUUUGAAUGUAAGGAAUGCGGGAAGAUGUUUUCUGGAAUUGCCAACCUUAAAAUACAUCAAAACAUUCAUUCUGAAGAGAAACCUUUCAAAUGCAAUAAAUGUAGUAAAGUUUUUGGCCGCCAAUCAUUUCUUAUUGAACAUCAGAGAAUCCAUACUGGAGAAAAACCCUAUCAGUGUGAGGAAUGUGGGAAAGCCUUCAGUCACCGAAUAUCUCUUACUCGACAUAAGAGAAUUCAUACUGAAGAUAGACCCUAUGAAUGUGAUCAGUGUGGGAAGGCCUUCAGUCAGAGUGCACACCUCGCCCAACAUGAAAGAAUUCACACUGGAGAGAAACCAUAUACAUGCAAAACGUGUGGGAAGGCCUUUAGCCAACGCACAUCCCUUAUUCUACAUGAAAGAAGUCAUACUGGAGAGAAACCCUAUGAAUGUAACGAAUGUGGGAAGGCAUUUAGCAGUGGCUCAGAUCUUAUUCGGCAUCAGAGAAGUCAUUCUUCAGAGAAGCCUUAUGAGUGUAGUAAAUGUGGGAAGGCAUAUAGUCGGAGCUCAUCCUUGAUUCGACAUCAGAAUACACAUUCUGAGGAAAAGGCUUAAGAUUGUUUUAAAUAUGUAAAAGGUAAGAGAGAGGCU
Messenger RNA from Lipotes vexillifer (Yangtze River dolphin), 1869 nucleotides. It is a transcript of the gene ZNF667, whose product is annotated as zinc finger protein 667. The transcript has 4 exons. The record is from RefSeq and is a predicted model, not a curated record. Gene Ontology annotation, cellular component: nucleus. NCBI's taxonomy places the organism in Eukaryota, Metazoa, Chordata, Mammalia, Artiodactyla, Lipotidae. Gene Ontology annotation, biological process: regulation of DNA-templated transcription. Bases 1 to 1833 code for a protein of 610 amino acids.